Cutaneotrichosporon cavernicola is the source of this 969-nucleotide messenger RNA. RefSeq lists its product as uncharacterized. NCBI's taxonomy places the organism in Eukaryota, Fungi, Basidiomycota, Tremellomycetes, Trichosporonales, Trichosporonaceae. The record is from RefSeq and is a predicted model, not a curated record. The coding region runs from base 1 to 969 and encodes 322 amino acids. The transcript has 2 exons.
AUGAGCGACGAGUGGAUCAUGAUCAAGGAGAACCGGGGCGACGGCUCCAAGUCUGGCCCGCCCAAACCCACCCCCAACCCUCUCUCCUUGAUGGAGCGCACAAACGACACCCACGACAACGAAUCCUUUGAGUCCUUUGAGUCCCGAUUCCCAGUCCUCCACUGGGACUGGGAGAGCAACCCCCACCAACCCGGUACAUGGAUCGGCGCCGACCCCUCCAGCCCCACUGCCAACGAUACCAACCCCCUCUCCGACUCUGUCCACGAUACUAGAACGCUAGCAAAACAAUACCUCACCGCAGCCCCAAUCCACGCAUACCCGCCGCCCAGACGCCCAACCACCACACCCAACUGUGGGGCGUGGGAACGGCUCACCACGCCCCCGGCCCCAGCGUCGCCGCGACUCACGACCGCCCUCCCACCCUCGCCUCAGGCCGUUUCACCAUCGCCAGCAACAAAGCUGCCCACACCUAAGCCCAAGCCCAAGCGCUCACCCACCUUACCGGGAUCGUAUACUUCCUGGAUGCGGGAUCUGGAGCAGCCCGACCCCCCGCCCCCAACGCCAGCAGAGGACUCACCAUUCCAGUAUCCCCAUACCGGUGUACAUGUACAUCCGCCCCAGGUGCCAUUUUCCGAGACGUAUCUUCCGACGUACGCCCAGCCGCCGCCUGGCAACACCCACCCAGCCGAAGCGCACGUCCACGAUCUCGUGGCCAGUUUCGAGGCAAUGACCGUUGGCGAGUUGGACAAUCUUGCCCCAUCUCCCAUCCACCCUCCUCCCCACAUUAGCUUCCAGCAACAUUUCUCAAUGGGGUUCGCCGGGCCUCGCACUCUUUUGGCACUCUCCCUCCCCCUCGCCAAUGCUCGUACCGCCAUCAACCCCCAUAUCUCACUCGCGCUCAGCUUCCUUCCCAACGCCCUCGCCUGGCCGCCCCAACAUCCUCCGCCCAGCCAGCACCAAGCCUUUUGA